GUUUUCCUAAAUUUAAAUCCAGCAUUAUGAUUAACUUUAGGGAAAAGUACCACAUUAUAGGAAAAUAUACAUAAUUUAAAUUUAAAAUGAGCACGACAAGUUUAGAUUUGACUUCUGAUAAACCCUUAAUAUGGAAACCUGAAUUAUAUCAGUUACAAUUAUCUGCUCCCAUUCCCAAUGCUUUAUUUCGAACAAAUGAUUUAGAAUUAGGGGCACCAAAUUUUUAUGGAUAUGAAUAUCAUGGUAUUAUGGGUCACCAGGAGGCCAAUAAGUUGCUCCAUGAUAGUGUUGAUGGCACAUAUUUAAUACGAAGGGGAUCCAAUUGCAAUGAUUUUUAUACAUUGACUGUGGUGUUUGAAGGACGAAUUCAUAACUAUAAAUUAUACUACCAAAAUGGAAUGCAUUUUAUAAGAAAAGAUGUUCCUUAUGAAAGUAUACAUGAUCUUGUAGCAGAUGGAUUGAUAGCCAUGCAUAUGGAAAUUCAUGCGAGACAUGUUAUUCCAACAAUGCAUGAAUGCUUAUCUUAUAAAGAAAGCCCAUACAUGACUCUAAAUAAACGAAAAUUAAAGUUGUUAAAAGAAAAAACUAAUAUAUUGGAUGUGAAAGCUGAUGAAGUUUGUAAAUCCCAGGCUAGUAAAGAUAAAAUAAAUGAGCCGGUAUCAUAUUGCAAACCUCAUAGUUUUAAAGUUCACACUUUUAAAGGCUUAAAUUGGUGCGAACUAUGUGCAAAUUUUUUAUGGGGGUUUAUUGUUCAAGGUGUCAAAUGUGAAGAUUGUGGAUUUGUUGCUCAUUCAAAAUGUUCAGAACAUGUUCCAAAUGACUGUAGUCCAGAUUUGAAAUCAAUUCGAGGAGUAUUUGGAACUGAUUUAACAACAUUAUUAAAUGCAAGAUCAGAAGCCUUGCCUUUUAUAGUUCUAAAAUGUGCAGAAGAAAUAGAAAAAAGAGGAUUAGAUCAAGAAGGUAUUUACAGAGUAUCUGGGUUUCAAGAUGAAAUUGAUAUGUUAAAAUGUGCCUUAGAUACAGGUGGUGAAGUAAUUGAUAUAAGCAAGUAUAACGUUAAUGUUGUAGCGGGAACAUUAAAAUUAUACUUAAGACUACUACCUGUUCCUUUAAUAACAUUCAGUGCGCACCCAGAUCUAAUAAAAGCUACUGAAAUAAAAGAUUCACAUGAAUGUGUGUCUGUUAUAUUAGCAGCUUUAAAUAAAUUACCAGUGGCUCACUUCAAUACGUUGAAAUACAUGAUAAGGCAUUUAUAUAGGGUAACUACAAAGUCUGAUAUAAAUAAAAUGACUGCUCAUAAUUUAAGUACAGUGUUUGCACCAACGUUGAUUGCAAUCACAAACCAAGUAACAAAUUUAACACAAGAAAUUUUAAUACUAGAAUUAAUGAUUACGUUUUGCAACGAUAUUUUCAAAAGUAAUUAA
Ctenocephalides felis (cat flea) is the source of this 1424-nucleotide messenger RNA. It is a transcript of the gene RhoGAP5A, whose product is annotated as beta-chimaerin. Bases 87 to 1424 code for a protein of 445 amino acids. NCBI's taxonomy places the organism in Eukaryota, Metazoa, Arthropoda, Insecta, Siphonaptera, Pulicidae. Gene Ontology annotation, molecular function: GTPase activator activity. The transcript is spliced from 10 exons. The record is from RefSeq and is a predicted model, not a curated record. Gene Ontology annotation, biological process: signal transduction; regulation of GTPase activity.